Molecule: messenger RNA, 972 nt
Organism: Protopolystoma xenopodis
Lineage: Eukaryota; Metazoa; Platyhelminthes; Monogenea; Polystomatidea; Polystomatidae
Source: the annotation of a GenBank genome assembly
AUGGCCUCCAUUGCGACCCAUAUUGAUGCUCAGCUCUUGGUUGGAAAUUCAUAUCCUUUUUGUCCCAACCCAAUGGUUGGUGUCACACUCACAGCUGGCCAACAACCGAAUGAAGCAUUCUAUACUCCGCCACAUUUAGAUUCGAAUUUCUCCUACCUUCAUGACCACACAAUCAUGACUACUGCCACCGACUCAUUUUCUAGAAGUCCGCAAAAUGUUUUCACCUCGGCUUUUUCUUCUUGCUCCUCCGCUUUAUCCUCUUCAUCACCAUCGUCGACUUCCUCCUCUUCGUCUUCCGCCACACCAUUUGCCUCGUCUUUUUUGCCAUCCUCUUUCUCUUUAGGAUCAUCAUUGAGUGCUCCUGAUACAAGUUUAGCGCCAAACUUUGCUUCGGCCUCGUGCUCUGCUCCCUCCUCUGCUUCCUCGUCUUCUAGCGUUUCUUCCUCUUGCUCUUCCUCUUCAUUGGCUGCUUUUUCCUCGCCCAUUGAGUUCUACAACGCAACCAUCUAUCCUCCCCCUCUUCAGCUAUCCGAUCACGAUCCGGGAAUCAUCUUCCAGCCGGAAUCUACCGAACCUGAUCAGGGCAGAGUCAAAAAGCCCGAAAUCGCCGGUUGCUCACUUGUCCAACCGGGCAAAAUCUCGGCAAGCAUUUCAACUGAAAAUCGGCAUGCCCACACAAUUGCUAGCAGUUACCUGGGCGCCCUCGACAGCCUGGGUCAUACAUGCGACCGACUGGUGGCCACGGCAGUCGGAAGUUCUACAACUUCAAGCUUGACUCGGCAGGAUUAUGAUUUGGACUUAGAUCGUAGGGUUGGCCCGACCUAUACGGAGAGGUCGGCCACACUAUCUUCAUCUUCAUCUUCGUCUUUGUCUUCUCUGCCCAAUCAUGCCACGACAGGCUUCUAUGCUCUGGGAAAACUGGCAAGUACGGAAACGCGCUCCUCCAAGGCACUUCAGCAGCAUCAGCAUCAG